AUGGGGACACUUCGAGACCUCCAGUACGCUUUGCAGGAGAAGAUCGAGGAACUUCGCCAACGGGACGCUCUCAUUGAUGAACUUGAGCUGGAGUUGGACCAAAAAGAUGAGUUGAUCCAGAGACUACAGAACGAACUGGACAAGUACCGUUCGGUAAUCCGCCCCGCCACAGCUCAGCAGGUUCAGCAGCACACACUGGUCCUGCCUGGGCCCGACCAGCACCGCAGCAAGAGGCAGGCGAUCUCCGCUGAACCCACUGCCGUAGACUUCAGCGAACUCUGCCACACCACGCUGCCAUUCUACCCCAAGAGCCCAGAGUCUAAGGAUCUGAUAAAGGACGCCAUCUUGGACAACGACUUCAUGAAGAACUUGGAGCUGUCUCAGAUCCAGGAGAUUGUGGACUGCAUGUACCCGGUGGACUACGGGGAAGACGCCUGCAUCAUCAAAGAGGGAGAUGUGGGCUCCCUGGUCUAUGUCAUGGAGGAGGGAAAGGUGGAGGUGACAAAGGAGGAGAUGAAGCUCUGCACUAUGGGCCCCGGGCGAGUGUUUGGGGAGCUCGCCAUUCUCUACAACUGCACCAGGACCGCCACAGUCCGCACUCUGACACAUGUGAAGCUAUGGGCCAUUGACCGUCAGUGCUUCCAAACCAUAAUGAUGAGAACUGGCCUCAUCAAACAUAACGAGUACAUGGACUUCCUCAAGAGCGUUCCCACUUUCCAGAGCCUUACCGAGGAAACGCUCAGCAAACUGGCCGACGUCAUGGAGGAGACUCAUUACGAUGACGGGGAGUUCAUAAUUCGACAGGGGGCCCGAGGAGACACCUUCUUCAUAAUCAGUAAAGGAAUGGUGAAUGUGACACAGACCGACCCGUCCAGUCAGGAGCCAGUGCUGCUGCGAGAGCUCAGCCGUGGAGACUGGUUUGGGGAGCGAGCGCUGCAGGGUGAAGACGUCAGAACAGCCAACGUUGUCGCAGUGGACUCUGUCACCUGUCUGGUCAUCGAUAGAGACUCAUUCAAACAUCUGAUUGGAGGACUGGAAGACGUCUCCAAUAAAGGCUAUGAAGACGCUGAACUGAAGGCUAAAUACGAAGCAGAAAACGCCUUCUUCUCCAGCCUGAAGCUCACAGACUUCAACAUCAUUGACACUUUGGGAGUCGGAGGAUUUGGACGAGUUGAACUGGUUCAACUCAAAAAUGAAGAGGCCAAGACCUUCGCCAUGAAAAUCCUGAAGAAACGCCACAUUGUCGACACCAGACAACAGGAGCACAUCCGGGCGGAGAAACAGAUCAUGGCCGACGCCCACUGCGACUUCGUGGUCAGGUUGUAUCGGACUUUUAAAGACAGCAAAUACUUGUACAUGUUGAUGGAGGCCUGCCUCGGGGGAGAGCUCUGGACUAUUCUCAGAGACAGAGGUUCGUUUGACGAUACAACGACCAGGUUCUACACUGGCUGCGUGGUUGAAGCGUUCGCUUAUCUCCACGCUAAAGGCAUAAUCUACAGAGACCUGAAGCCCGAAAACCUGCUGCUGGACCGAAGGGGAUACGCCAAACUUGUGGACUUUGGAUUUGCGAAGAAAAUCGGUUACUGUAAAAAGACGUGGACGUUCUGCGGUACUCCGGAGUAUGUGGCUCCAGAAAUCAUCUUAAACAAAGGCCACGAUGUGUCCGCAGACUACUGGUCCCUGGGAAUCCUGAUGUACGAGCUGCUGACUGGAAGUCCUCCAUUCACAGGCCCAGACCCAAUGAAAACUUACAAUGUGAUUCUGAGGGGCAUCGAUAUGAUUGAGUUUCCAAAGAAGGUCACCAAGAACGCAGGCAACCUCAUCAAAAAGCUCUGCAGAGACAAUCCUAUAGAAAGACUUGGGAACCUGAAAAAUGGUGUUAAGGACAUUCAAAAGCACAAGUGGUUUGAAGGUUUUAACUGGGAAGGUCUCAAGAAGCAAACUCUGACUCCUCCCAUACAACCAAAUGUUUCGUCUCCAACUGACACCAGUAACUUUGACAGUUUUCCUGAAGACACUGACGACCCCCCACCAGACGAUAACUCCGGCUGGGAUUAUGAUUUUUAAUGGGGUUUUUUUUUCAAUAUAGAUUCAACAAAAACACAAGUAUUUUUCAUCAAUCUAAAGCACCUUGAAAAAACAUGAUUUCAAGUGGUCUUCAUAGGUUAAAAGGCCUGUACCUGAUUUUUCCCAUGUAUUUGAGCAAAACUUGUCUUUCCCCAGUACAGAUAUAUUGUAUAAGCAGCUCUUGAUGUCAAAAUAUGUCAGCUGUGAACUGCCUGCAUCUAAUUAUAAAUUGUUUUAUUGUCUGAUCAUAAGGAAGUGUGCAGUUAGCAUGCUAGUUGUUGUUGUUAGCUUUACCGUGACUGCAAAACUCCACUCUGGUCUCUGAAAGUUGUGAAAAGCACUUAUAAAAUCAUCCUGGUGAAUAUUUAAGAUGCUCUAAAUGCGUAAGGUGAACUUAGCUCUGUUUUUCAUGUUUUUAAGACGGUAAAAAUCAGGUACAGCGACUUUAAAUUGGUAUUUUUGACUUUUAAGCUCUUCAAGAUCUUCCAAUCUUUUAACUUCCAGUCCAGAUAAUAUUUUUGAAUAAUGUCUAAACGUGUACAAAGCCCUUAUCAAAAGCUGCAACACCAUAGUACACUUUUAGUAUAAUUUAAUUUUAACACGAAGCAAAAAAAAACAAUAGCAUAAUUACAAUAUUUGAAGCGAUUAUAAGCUAGGAGGUGACCAUAGACUGUAUAUAUAAAUGGACAUAGCUAACGUGCUCGCAGCAGCAGUAGGAAGUGAACAUGGACGCUUCCGGCUCCAUCGACUCUGGCUUCAAUUCACUUUCUAUUGAAAAACUAUGGCCCUUCUCUCUGUCACUGCUGCUGUCGACUGUUCGUAUUAACCUGCUCUACAUGAUCCUGGUGUUUUUAUUUUGCUAUUGUGUCCGUAACUAAAAGAUAUGAACAUUAAUAACAGACAAAUCAGGCCUUAGUCCACUUCUUUAUACAGUCUAUGGAGGUGACGUGGUUUCAAGAUUAAACUUUUAAUGCUACCGUAAGUUAUGUCUAAAAAGUAGAGAGAGAUUUAGCAUUUAAAAACUACAACAUAAGCUCUGACUUUGUAAUGAGGCCGUGUAAGGGCAUUUCUGCUGGUACUCAUAAGCUAUUUCCAGCUCGAGUUUUGGUUUAAAUGAGUUUAGCUUAACGGAGAUCGAUCCAGUAGUCAAAUGUAGACCCCAUCUUACUUAAGUCUUGGUUUAGUCCUCGUUUAGACCAGUUUAAAGCAGUUAAAAAUGCUUGAGAAGAUGCUAUGGUGAGGCAUUACUUUAGACCUGGUUUGGACUUGAAAAAACCUGGUUUAGUCCUGGUUCUUGUUAGGAUCUUUAUAGUCCUGAUAUAGUCCUUGUUGAACUGACCAACAGGUAGCUUUUUGAGACUUUGAUGAUGUCAUGAAUUCAAAUAUAGGGUCUAUAUAACUCUAUGGGAGACUCACUGCUUUUGGUAGAUCCUUCAUGUUUGAAUAAUGGUAUCACUUUUUUAAGCUUUUGCGGUGACGGAGAAGACUUUGUGAACUUUGUGCCAGUUUUUGUUUCAUGUAGAUCGGCCCAAUAGCUACAGAGAAAUUAAAGGGCCCAUAUUACUCUAUUGUCUGAUAUGUUAUAAUGUAGUUUCCUCAUCACAAACAGACCUGGAGUUGUGUUUUGCUUCAUUCACACCACUCCAGAUAUGUUUUUGAGGAGGUAACAACAUUAUAACAUGAGUUAAAGCUCACAAGAGUCAGUUUUGUGUAAUGUAGGACUGGCGUGAUUGGAGGAACUGUGGCCUAUAUCAGAUCAUCAAACCUGAUCAAUUACAUCAUCUUUUUGAUCAUUUUAGUUCAAGAAAUAUCACUACUUCUUACAGGAACCCAGAAUCCAGGGUCACCUCACUGCCUUGUCCAAGCCUCUAUUAAGCUUUAACCCAAAAAACAAA
Molecule: messenger RNA, 3962 nt
Organism: Periophthalmus magnuspinnatus
Lineage: Eukaryota; Metazoa; Chordata; Actinopteri; Gobiiformes; Gobiidae
Product: cGMP-dependent protein kinase 1
Exons: 18
Coding region: 1-2067 (688 amino acids)
Biological process (GO): protein phosphorylation
Molecular function (GO): ATP binding; cGMP-dependent protein kinase activity
Source: RefSeq, a predicted model, not a curated record